Molecule: messenger RNA, 879 nt
Organism: Micromonas commoda
Lineage: Eukaryota; Viridiplantae; Chlorophyta; Mamiellophyceae; Mamiellales; Mamiellaceae
Exons: 2
Coding region: 1-879 (292 amino acids)
Biological process (GO): L-tryptophan biosynthetic process
Cellular component (GO): cytosol; chloroplast
Molecular function (GO): tryptophan synthase activity
Source: RefSeq, a predicted model, not a curated record
AUGGCGGUGAAGACCAAGACGCUGUCCAUCCCCAAGACCUUCGAGGAGCUCAAGAGGCGCGGGCAGUGCGCGUUCAUCCCGUUCAUCUGCGCCGGCGACGGUGGCAUCGACACCACCGAGAAGGCGGUCCGCAUCCUCGACGAGGUCGGCAGCGACGUCAUCGAGCUCGGCGUGCCUUACUCUGAUCCCCUCGCCGACGGUCCCACCAUCCAGGCCGCCGCGACCCGCGCGCUCGAAGCGGGCACCACCCUCGACCAGGUCAUCGACCUCGUCGCGCGCGUCACCCCCGACAUCUCCGCCCCCAUCGUCCUCUUCACCUACUACAACCCAAUCUACCAGCGAGGUUUCGAGCCCUUCGUCAAGAAGAUCGCCGCGGCGGGCGCGAAGGGCCUGCUCGUGCCCGACAUUCCCCUCGAGGAGACCGGGGAGCUCAGCGCGGUGUGCAAGGCCAACGGCCUCGACCUCGUCCUCCUGUCCACCCCGACCACCCCGACGGAUCGCAUGGCUAAGAUUGCCGAAAAGUCCAACGGGUUCAUCUACCUCGUCUCGGUCACGGGCGUCACCGGGGUAAGGUCCGGGGUCGAGUCCCGCGUCGAGGGACUCGUCAAGUCCCUCAAGUCCGUCACCGACAAGCCCGUCGCCGUCGGCUUCGGCAUCUCCAAGAGGGAGCAGGCGGCCGAGGUUGUCAAGUGGGGAGCCGACGGCGUCAUCGUCGGAUCCGCGCUGGUCAAGGCGCUCGGAGAGGCGAAAACCCCGGAGGCUGGCCUGGCGGCGCUCAAGGAGCUCGCGGUGGAGCUCAGGGAGGGGAGCAACAGGGAGGGCGCGAAGCCCAAGGGGUCGGGCGGCGGGUUCUUCGCGCGGCUCAUGGGGAAGGCUUGA